AUGAACGGACCCAAAAGAGCGAGAUUGAGCUCGAACGUCCGAACCGAGCCACCUGAGGAAAAUAAUUGUAAUUUUCCAUACAAAACCCGACGGUUUCCAAACUUUUAGCUCCUUCUUCAAUCGAGCUGCAAUCAGAACUAGAACAAGAAGAAGAGCAAGAAGAAGAACAAGAGCAAGAAGAAGAUCUAGAGGAAUAUCAAGAAUCCGAUCCUGAGCCGGACUCUUCCGAUGAGGAACCAGAAGUUGACGUUGGUGCGAGCUUGAAAAGGCUGGGAUACAAAACUGAAGAAAUUUACGAAAGUAACACAGUCUACUUGCGAAAAGUUUCCAAUUAUGGGCUCCAAGUCGUCUGAAAUUCACAACUUUUGCAGAAAGGAAAAAAAGCUGAAGAGUUUUUUCGUACAGACAAGUAUCUGUCGAAAAACUUCUAUCCGUACUGGGUCAAAAGAAGCACGGAAGUACCGAGUGAGUUGUUCAUGGAGUUUUAUGCGGCUUUCACGACUUGAACCAAGUUUGAAAUUCAAAUGGGGUUGCGAAAUCGAAGUAUCUUCCCUAACUAGGAAGGUCAUUUUGCGGUUGGGAGUUCCUUGAAAGUUUAUUGAUGCACCAAAAAAAGAUUCAAAACGUAUUUUCCGGGUUUCGCGGGAUUUUCUAACUUCGAAGUGUCCUUUUUCAAAACCUAGAAAGUUGGGCAGGUAGAGCUUCUCAAGACCUUCUUCUGGUACCUCAAAGAGUGUUCAAUCCAAUUUUAGGCAAAUCUGAAACACAAAGUAAAAUAACCCCCUUGUAAUGUCAUGGUGACAGUUUUUGUCAGCAGUGCAAAUUCGCAAAAUUAGGUCUCAACUGGAGAGAAAAUCUAAAAAAAAAGCACCAAGUCUUAAAUCGUUAUUUCAUUGAUUUAUGCUUGCAUAUCUUGUGAUAGGUCGUUUCAAAUAUUAAUGGAUCCAUCAAAAAAAGAGUGUAAGCAUUUUCACAACAGAUUUGCAAAUUCGCAAGAGACAGCUCUACAGACGGUUUUUCAAUUACAAAUAUAAAUUCUUCGAUGAUCUGCAGUCCUUCUCGCAGGAAACCCUCCAGUAGGUUCUCAAAGAAAUUCGAUACGAAUUCAGUUUACAGAAAUUUCGCUCAGCCCACCGACUUCGACCAUGUCCAAGUAGGACGGCGGAUACUUAAAAAGUGGGUGAAUCCGAAAAAAUGCGAAAGUCAAAAAUUCAAUUCUUUAAAAUUUCAAUGAUGAGAAUAUAUCGAUAAUUUUCUGAAAUAGUUCGAAAAAUUGAAAUGAGGCCUAAUUCGAAGCGGAUUUCAGAGAUAUUACUGGAGGUCAAUCUCGACAUGAGGUCCCUGUGUGUUUGGAAAUCAAUGCGAAGAACUUUGAUAUACCUGAUACGUUUGCCUACAGGAUGGUAUCCCAUGUUUCGAAUACGCUCACCGAAUACCUCGAAGAGUUCACUAAGCUUCGAGAAUCUAUUCAGGUUAGUCUCCAGUGUUUCUACAGACUGUUUCUGGAAUGAAAGACGAUUUUUGCGCAGGGUUUGGAAUGUUCUUUGAAAUCACUCAACCAAUCUUUGAUGAAUUGUGAGCCGAUCUCCCAUAUAGCUGACUCAGGGCUGGCUUGAGCCAUCGAAAAAUGGGUCCUGACACGAAAAAAAAGAGACAGUGUCUGGUUGGUUGAGAAUGCAGACGAGCCACGCCUCCUAGAGUCCCAAGUUAGCCGGGAAUCGGCGAUAGCCGUUAUUUGCGUAAGCUUCUAGUCUUGGAGAUAUGAUUUUUUGGAGUUAUUUUUCAUGAACACAUGACAGCAGUUUAUCAAAGAUGAUUUGAGCAGAUGUGUAGAAAUUUCAAAGCCUACGCAAAAAAAUGACCUUCCAUUUGUAAUACGCUCAAUUCCAUCUGAAAGACCUUUGAAAUAGAUCGUCUUUCUAUCGUAGUCGAAGUUUAAGAUGGUUAUUUUAUUAUUUCAAGUGUAGUUCAAAAUUUUCAGUUUUUCUUUCAAUUGAGGUAUUUGAACACCUGAAGUGUAGACAUACUAUUAAAAAAGGGGUAAUUGAACACUUGAAGUGUAGACAUACUAUCAAAACUUCUAGUAUCAACUUAAUAUAAGCUUUAUGCUCAAACAAAAAAAAAUACGUUUCUUUGGCCAGGCAUUUUUCAAUUUUCAAGAAGCUUCUUGAAAUGCAAUUUGAAGAGCAAGAUGUUAUUCAUAAUGUUCAAUUUAUCGUAUUAAAAGCUUCAAAUGGUCAAUAAGCCCAAAAAAUUUCGAAAAGAAAAUUUUGCUAAAAUCGGAAGUUUGUAAAACUUUCUCACGAAGUUCGAUUUCAUUAAACAUGAACCUAUGGAAAGCUUGAUCGAAAUAUGGUAUAAUAUUUUGAUUUUAUUCUUUUUCCAAGCUGGAUCCGAUCUUGAAAAAAAUCUCACGAGGAUUAAGUUCAUAUAAUUAAAUUUUAAUGAGCCAUUAAAUUUUAAAUUUUCAAAUAUAUUCUUUUUGGUCAAGAUCUUUGUUCUCCGCAUAAAUUAGAAAAAAUAUUUGCACCUCGAUUCAGGUCAUUUGCACAUGCGAAGAGACACUCGAUGGGAACGGUUGUUGGGGGAAUCCAGAUUGUCCCUGCUUCAAACUCAAUGACCGGAUGAAACAACUGCAGAUCACAUCUCCUGAACUACCACCAAUUGACUUUGUACUUUGGUUCACUUUUUCAUCUCAAAACCAAAAAAUCCUCAGAAAACUUAUGGCCCAUGUAUAACGAUGGAUGGUUCAUUGGAUGAUUUCAACACACAAGUUGGUUUCGCGUGCGGAGACAAAUGCUCUUGUAAAGGCAAUUGCGGCAACAAUGUUCUCAAAAUGGUUGCCGAUCCCAUCUACGAGUUUGUUUGACCAUUUUGCAAACUUUUUCCUGUUUUCGGGAUCAAAUAGACUUUUAUAAUAACAGCAUACUUAAUUUGAUGUUAAACUUUGUCCUUGAGGUGAACUAUUUACACGAGCUUUCUCAAUCGGAUUCAGGUUCGAAGUUUUCCGACGGGACAAAAAACUUGGCUUUGGUCUUCGGACUACGAACUUCAUCCCGAUCGGUAAAUUAUUUUUCUAUAUAUUCACCCAACUAUGAGCUUCAACGAGUUUCAGGAUCGCCGGUGCUUGAUUUUGUUGGCGAAAUCCACGAGAAUAAAAAUAAAACUCACUCAUUAUUGCUGCAUGAAUCGAGAAUGGUUCCUUUGUUUAAAAUAAUCGAAAAUAACUUGCCUGAAGACCUUCUGGUUUGGAAGUUCCAGCUUGUCUGAACAGGAAACAUUUUUUUUCUAGAAAUAUUACACAAAUGAUUGGCAUAUCUGCGCAAGCGACUCCUCAAAUGUUUCUCGUUUUAUAAAUCAUGGGUGUUUUCCAAAUGUCGCAAGCUACAGGUUGAAAACAGUGGGUGAUACGAAUAAAGUCUGAGAUUUGUAGAAUCUUCUCGGAGGGACUAGCUCCUCAUCAGGCCCAUUUGGUUCUAUUCGCUCUGGAAGACAUUGCUCCAGGUUCAGAGGUCAGUUGCUCCAUAAUAUUUAUAUGCGUUUAAAGUUUCUUUUUAAGAUUUUCUUGAACUAA
Molecule: messenger RNA, 3574 nt
Organism: Caenorhabditis auriculariae
Lineage: Eukaryota; Metazoa; Nematoda; Chromadorea; Rhabditida; Rhabditidae
Source: the annotation of a GenBank genome assembly